This is a messenger RNA of Rhopilema esculentum, 2112 nucleotides long. RefSeq names its product ras-related protein Rab-38. Lineage: Eukaryota; Metazoa; Cnidaria; Scyphozoa; Rhizostomeae; Rhizostomatidae. The record is from RefSeq and is a predicted model, not a curated record. Gene Ontology annotation, molecular function: GTPase activity; GTP binding. Gene Ontology annotation, biological process: endosome to lysosome transport; phagosome-lysosome fusion. Gene Ontology annotation, cellular component: phagocytic vesicle; Golgi apparatus; lysosome.
GUGCAAGUAACCCUGACGUGACCCUGUGAUGAAGGAAGUUGAAGGAAGCACUGAUCCUUCGAUUUCAAAAUGAAAGUUUUUGUUUGGUAUAUGUAGAAAGUUGGCCAACUGAAAGCAAGACAAGGAAAAAAAUCCAGAAAGUUGCAGCAGUCCUACAAGGUGCCAAGCCUUUGUGAUCAUCCAAAGAUGGAGAAAAAAGAAUAUUUGUAUAAAAUUCUAGUCAUUGGAGAUAAUGCUGUUGGAAAAAGCAGUAUUGUGAGAAGAUAUGUCCAUAACUUUUUCACUGAUCGAUAUAAAGCAACUAUUGGAGUAGAUUUUGCCAUGAAGGUGUUGAAUUGGGGCGAAAAUACAAUUGUUCGGCUACAGUUAUGGGACAUUGCUGGCCAGGAGAUGACAAGACAACUAAAUAGAGUGUUUUAUAACGAAGCAUCUGGGUGCAUAACAGUUUAUGAUGUAACAAGGCCAUCAACCUUCAAAGCUGUGGCAGAUUGGAAGAACGAAAUAGAUGAAAAGGUGCAGCUACCAAAUGGACAACCAAUACCUUGCAUUUUAUUUGCUAAUAAGUGUGAUGUAAUAGACGGUGGCGAUGAUACAAUUGAUACACCUCCGCAAAUCGCAAAAGAAGUCAUGGAUGAAUAUAGCGAAAAGUUUGGCUUUGCUGAUUGGUUUCUAACUUCAGCAAAAGAAAACAUAAAUUUAGAAAUUGGAAUUAGGAAAUUAGUCAGCAAGAUUUUAGAAAAUCACAGCCGUUUAGAUGUAGAAAAACCCAUAAAACGGGCCGAGAAUAACGUUCAGCUAAAAGGAGCACCAAACACGAAAGGAAAUAAAACAAACAAGGAAGGUUGCUGUUAGCUUGUGUGUAGAUAUCGUCCAUUUUAUCAUUGCAAUCAGCGGUGAAGUAUAUAAGAAAUCGAAGUUGGCAUGGCUUCCUCUUUCAGCAUAUUUGUUUCGUCUUCAUGUCUCGUAAUUUGGAAUGCAUAGAUUUAAAGCCUUUUGUAAUUAGCUCAUUGUAUUUGGAUAAUUGUAUUGAACUUGUAUUUUUUUAUAUUGCGAUUAACAGAGUUAUACUUAGAUGUAUGUUGUGUUGUCAUUAACAUUUCCACACCAAAUUUAACUUUGUUGUGGUUUUUUCGCAAAAAAUAGUUUUCUUGUUGAAGAACUUAACCCCCUACCAUCGACUUAUCUGGCCAUGCAAUUGCAUUACCAGUGUUUUCUAUAUGGGUUGCGAAAAUGAGUGUUUGUUUUAAACGGGCCUGCUGCACUGCUCUUCGACAUUAUCAAGGCAUUUUUAUUUUGGCUUUUGAUAAGCUUUAUUUUUGGGCAAUGGUUGAACGGGAAAGAAAGAGGAGUAAUAAACUGCUUUCGAAUCUUCCUUGUUAAAUCAUGAAACCCCUCCAUCCUUUUGGGUUACGACACUGAGAUCACUGAUUCUUUUUAAAAUUCUUGUUCUCUCGUUAUGUUCUCUCAAAUCUUAUUUUUCGGAACAGUUUCUUCACCCGUCCUUGCUUGUCGUUUGCUUUGCAUUUAUCAAUGAACUCCUGCACAACGGUUUGAGACCCCUUGCCCUGGCCUAGCUAUAGGAAAUGCCCUCUCCCAGACCUGGUCUAUGGGCAAAUAUGUUAUUUGGAUAACUUCUAUGAAAUGAGAAAGCGAGCGAAUACUCAGUUAACUUUGAUUUUCUCAUUUUGACAAUUGUACCAGGCCUACCCCCGCUGAUGAAUUGUUCAUACAGCUAAAAGUAUUUUAUUUUUUUAUUCUAAGAUAACCAUUUUCAUUAUUUUAAUGACUCCUCAGUCUUUUCAUUUAAAGAAACUAUGUUUAAUAUCUAGAUCCCUCCUGGUAUGCUUUAUUGUUUCUGAGCAACUACAUAAAUAGGCCCCUAGAUGUUGCUAUUUCAUUAAAUUCUUUUCGCAGUUUAAUGUGAUCGAGACGCCUCUAAUUUAUAGCACAUGAAUUAUUUUAAGUAUUUGAAAAUAAUUAUAGGGAAAGCAAUUUUUCAUAAGUUUGCUUUGUUAUCAAAUAUAUGAUACUUCUCUUUGAGAUCCCUUCUUAUUCAUUCGUUUAUGCAAGUACACAAAAUUUUCAUCAUGAAAUUCCUUGAGCAGCACACAA